UGCGAUGGCAGCAGCGGCGCGCCUCCAGGACGACGUCGACCUUGCGCUCGCUGAAGCGACGAAGAAUGACUCUAAGAGAACACAACUCGACAGCAUAGACAAGCAUGAGCUCUCGAGCGUGCACGAUGUCCCCGACGCGCACGAAGGACUGGAGUUCCCGACCGAGGAGGAGCUCGCGACGCUCCCCCGUGUGUCCGACACCCUCCCGUGGGCAUCGUACCUGAUCGCCGCGGUCGAGAUGGCCGAGCGGUUCUCGUUCUACGGCUGCAGCGUCGUCUUCACCAACUUCAUUCAAUGGGACCUCCCCUCGCGCACUGGCGCUGGCGGGAAGGACGGCCAGGCAGGCGCGCUCGGCAUGGGACAACAAGCGUCCACUGGUCUCACAACAUUCUACUCCUGCUGGUGCUACGUUACCCCCCUCCUCGGUGCCUACCUCGCGGACGCGCACUGGGGCCGCUUCAACACCAUCUGUGUCGGUGUCGCGGUUGCCAUGGUCGGACACGUUAUCCUCAUCGUCGCCGCCAUUCCGGGCAUCAUCGAGAAGCAGACAUCGUCGCUCGCGUGCUUCGUCAUUGCUCUGGUCAUCAUGGGACUCGGUACGGGCCUCUUCAAGGCCAACAUCUCCCCGUUGGUGGCCGAGCAGUACACGAAGAACAAGCUCUUCAUCCGCGUGAAGUCCGAUGGCUCGCGCGUGAUCGUCGACCCCGCGUUCACCGUAUCGCGCGUGUACAUGUACUUCUACUUCUUCAUCAACGUCGGCUCCCUGAUCGGUCAGAUCGGGAUGGCGUACUCGGAGAAGUACGUCGGAUUCUGGCUCGCGUAUACGCUCCCGACCGCGGUGUUCUUCCUCUGCCCCCUCAUCCUCUUCUUUGGCCGCAAUCGCUACGUGCGGUCCCCGCCAACAUCGUCCGUACUUGCGCGCGCGCUCAAGCUUUGGGCACUUGCUUCGCGCGGGCGGUGGUCGAUCAACCCGGUCAAGACGUACAGGAACUUGCGCGCGGACGACUUCUGGGAGAACGUCAAGCCCAGCCGGCUGCAGACCAAGCCCUCAUGGAUGGACUUUGACGACCUGUGGGUCGAUGAGGUUCGCCGUGGCUUCAAGGCGUGCGCCGUGUUCCUCUGGUUCCCCAUCUUCUGGCUCUCCUACAACCAAAUCAACAACAACCUCACCUCGCAAGCGGCGACGCUCUCCACACACGGUGUCCCGAACGACGUUCUUUCCAACCUCGACCCCUUCGCCAUCCUCAUCAUCAUCCCCAUCUGCGACGUCAUCGUCUACCCCUUCUUCAAGGUCAUCGGCUUCCGCUUCACCGCGCUGCGCCGCAUGGCGGCCGGCUUCGCGUGCGGGUGCAUGGCGAUGAUCUGGGCGGCGGUGCUGCAGCACUACAUCUACAAGACGAGCCCGUGCGGGUACUACGCGAGCGAGUGCGAGGACGCGGACGGGAACAACCUGCCCUCGCCGAUCAACGUGUGGUCGCAGACGGGCGCGUACGUGCUCGUCGCGACGUCGGAGAUCUUCGCGUCCAUCACGGGCCUGGAGUACGCGUUCACGAAGGCGCCGAAGAAUAUGCGCUCGCUUGUGAUGGGCAUCUACUUCUUCACGUCUGCGAUCGCGUACGCUCUGUCCGAGGCGUUCUUGCCCCUCGUCCAGGACCCGAUGCUCAUCUGGAACUACGGCGUCGUCGCCGUCAUCGCCUUCGUCGCCGGUAUCCUCUACUGGCUCUCCGUCCGCAAGCUCGACGCCGCCGAGGACGAGCUGAACAACCUGCCCGAGGGCCACCUCGAGAAGGAGGUCGAGCCCGGCACGGUUGAGAAGCAGCAGUAGACGGAAACCUGUGUUACUACGCACGCGCGGCGUCGUACAUACUAACGAACGAGAUCAUCAUGACGGGCUAUGUUGUACUUGUGGCUGCUGGAGUUGUGCUGCUGGGUCGAUUAUUUACUUAUUGCAAUUGUACAUAGGCUCACGCUGCUAAUGGAACAUGCUGAUACAGA
Messenger RNA from Schizophyllum commune H4-8, 1995 nucleotides. Its product is annotated as PTR2-domain-containing protein. The coding region runs from base 5 to 1825 and encodes 606 amino acids. The transcript has 5 exons. The record is from RefSeq and is a predicted model, not a curated record. Gene Ontology annotation, molecular function: dipeptide transmembrane transporter activity. Gene Ontology annotation, biological process: oligopeptide transport; transmembrane transport. Gene Ontology annotation, cellular component: membrane. Lineage: Eukaryota; Fungi; Basidiomycota; Agaricomycetes; Agaricales; Schizophyllaceae.